UGGUCAUAAAAAUAAACACCGGUACUCUAGUCGCUGGUUAUUGCGAUUCGUAAACUGGAAUUCAGGAAAUCUUCAAAUAGCCCUACUUCACAUCCAAUACGAUAACAAUCUUGUCUGUCACGGAGAUAAACGUGGUUAUUGUGUAAAGGGUGUUUGUAUUAGAUAUUCUGCGGUUUUAGCAUGAUUUUUGUUUUUUUGUUAUAACGGUACAAGUUUAACUGAUGGUCGUUCAUCAUAAAAACCGGUUUAGUCUGGCUCUCAGUUGCGUCACGUCAAGUCGCGGUCGGCUUGUGAUUUUUUGAAUGAAUUCAUACGCGUCUCCAAAUUGAAAGAAGAAAGGAACUCCUAGGUGUUAGUUAUAGCAUUUUAUAGUGUACUAGAAAGAACAUUCAUUCAUGUUUGUACCAUGGUGACAACUUAUAAAUCUAAUCUAACGAAAGAGAGUAUGGAGAAGGCAAUGAUGGCGAACAGCGUUUGCGACUACGAGCGAGUGUGCAGCUUCGAGGAUAACGAAACAAUGAAGAAAAUGAUCAAGCCAAACGCCAUCGUCCAGAAAAUAACAAUUAUACAUAGAAUUUCAGAGAAGUCUAAAUUGCUUCUUUCAAAAUACUGGAACUGUCUGUGUGUAUUGGCAGCUGCGAUGCUUUUUGUUCCAAUCGCUGGUCUGGUUAUGAACUAUAAUCUCAUAUCACUUUGUUUCAAAGAUGAAUUCCAAAGCGAUUCUAUUGUAACAGGAUGGAUCGGCUCGGCUGCGAUUAGUCUCAUCGUGCUGUCAUCGCCGUUAUCAGCCUCACUCUUCGAUCGCUUCGGCUUUCGUCCAGUCAUAAUCGCCGGUCUUGUGUUCUGCGCAGUUGGUUGCAUAGCAACAUCGUUUGUUACCAAAUCUGCCUUUCUAUUUAUUUCCUAUAGUAUCUUAUUAGGCGUUGGCGCUAAUAUGGUACAAUUCACCUCAUACAACUUCUGCCUUAAUAUCUAUCGAAACGGGAAAUGUGCAAUGGCAACUGGAACAGUUAGCAUGGGUUCUGCUUUAGGUAUGGCGGUUUUUCCAACUAUAAUCGAAACGUUAAUUGAAAUUUUGGGAUGGCGUGGAGCAUUCCGCGUGAUGGGCGGUAUUAUCUUUGUCAACGGGCUAGUCUGCUGUAUAUUUCUUAGCUCCCCAUCGCAGACUUUCGAAACUGAAGACGAUACAGAAGUCAUCGAGAAGAAAAUAAACCCAGUGAAGGAGAUCAGCGUACCAAUAAGGAGGGAGAGUUUUGCUCAAAAAUCAGUGAGCAUGAUGAAAAACCUCAACUCGUGGCUGGUAUCUAUAGCUUUCCUAUUUUUAGGUAUAGCUAUAGUGUUCUUCUAUAUCGACCUGAUCGGAUUCAUACGUAGCGUUGGCUUUGAUGACGAUGAUGGCGCUCUCUUCCUAACCGUGAUGGGAGGAACUGAGCUCGGCGGUCGACUACUCUGCACAUUACUUGGAGAUCAUCUACCACUGUCGGUAUCGAGUACCUACGGGCUUGCUAGCCUUCUGGGUGCCGUGCCGCCUGUGGUCCUACCAUUCAUGGCCAACAACUUCGCCGGAGUGCUAAUGUGUAUUAUAGUUCUGAGCCUGGCGAGAUCCGUGAUCAACACGCUAUGGUACCCUCUAUGCGUAGAGUUUUUCCCGAUGUCGCAGGUUACUGUCGGAGGCACGUUCAUGAGUGUUAGCUUUGGCAUUGGAAAUCUUCUUGGAUCCGUUGUUGGAGGAAUGUUAGUAGAUGCGACUGGUACCUACAGCGCUACAUUCUAUUUGUGUGGCGGUCUUCACGUUGUGGUCACAAUUUUACUCAUGAUUGUGCGUCACCGAACCAGAAUUUCCAAACUCCGGCUAAGUGAAAAGCAACAUAACGUCAACUACUUAGGAAGCAUCAUCAGUUUGCCAGCCGUCUACCAGCCGCAAACAUGCACUGAAGUUUACGUCAUCGAGAAUAUCAUCACCACCGUCUAAACAUCCUCUGCAACGGUCGGCCAUUGAUUCAGUUUUUUCAACAUGGACCACGUACAAAACAAAUCCAAUAUCUUGAUAAUCUUCGUUUAAUGUAUACCAUGUAUACUAAUGUUUAUGAAACUUUUUAGAUUGUGUUGGUUUAAUCCUACUACACUCAUGAAAUAUUACUUAUGUCCAACCUACAACUUAAAGUAUUGUAAGAAAUUAGAAUGCGAAAUUGUGUUUAUUUAUUUAGUAAAGUGCAUGAUGUUUAAAGAUAUGCAUGUGUGCAAAUGAGAGAAAGUGUGCAUGAUGUAUGUUAGUUGUUAUAUCUUCCAAAAGGUUUAAAAACAGUAGUUUCGAGACAGAAUAAAUAGUAGCUAUAUUCAACAUUAUUAUAUAAAAAAACAAGAGUGUAUACCAAAAAAAAAAGCACAGCAUGUUGAAAAAAUAUUAUUAUGAGUCUCUUUAAAAUGGAGUACGGUAGUUAUAUAAACACAGGAAUAAUGAAUUUCCGUCAGGAAAGAGACUUCCCGUAUUGCUUAUGGACAUACUUUCUCACACCCAUUUAUAAACACAUAUUUCACAAUGUAAUAUUGCACAAUUGGCAUAGGAUGUAAUAUGAAUCACUGUAGUGGCGGCACUAGUAACGGAUUCCCCAACAAGUUGUCUAAGAUUCCCAAAAAUAGGGAUAACUACCACCAUAGGUAUAGGCGCUGGGUGUGAGAACAUUUUAAGAAUAGGCACCUCUGAUGCCGGGAAAUGGUACGCAGACUUAAAAGUGCUUCAACAAAGCAGUGUUCUCCGACAGGUCUCCAUGUUUCUCCAACCGGUGGUCAUGUAGCCCCCUUCCUCCGGACACUCACUGGCGCCGCCGCUUGACUCAGUGUAUAACCAAGAAGAUAUUUUACUCUUAGAAUUAAUAUUGGUAUCAUUAUUUAUGAGAUGAUCAGAUUUAUCAGUUCAAACGGUUAAGUCAUCGUUAACAGUAUGUUUUUUAUUUAUCUUUUUUUAAUUAAUGCGAGUGAGAUAAAAGUAUGCAUGAGUUAUGUAGGUCUGUGUUGUUUCUCCAAAGCUUUACAAACCGUAACUUCUAUUUGUACUUCAUAUGUACAAACUUAAACGUAUUUUGAAAUAUUGUCUUCACACAUAAUUAUCAAACGCAGAUAAGGGAUCUGCUUGGGAAAAAAAUACUGGGGUACAAUGAUCAGAAAGUGUAGAGUGUAUGCAACUGUUGGUGAUUGUUAUUUAUAAAAAGUGUUGAGUUGUUUUUUUUUGUUUGUUAUUAAGUACUGUGCGAGUUAAAAAAAAAAUACUAGGUGCUACGAUUAAAUACGUCUAUGGUGCAGUAAUGUUACAUUCAAUGAAAACGAGUGCGUAUGUAACAUUUUCGUAUAUUUUGUAUUUAUAGAUAAAUGGUUCUAAUACACAACAGAAGUGAUUGUUUACCACUAUCGUAUGUUCAAUUAAAAUACGUUUUUGUUAAAGGAACUUUAUAUUUCUUUUUCUGGCGACUUAGUAAUCGAUUUCUAAUUUGUCAUAAACAAAAAAUUGUUCGUAGCCUACUAAAAUAACUUUUUUGGCUAAGUAUAUUUUGAGCGUAAUAUAAAAUAUCAUUCUUUACUCCAACACUGUGGUUUUGUGAAAGUUAUGUUAAGUUUAAAAUAGACAACUCCAAAGAAUUAUAUCGUUUAAAUAUUCCCUGUUUUUGGAUAGACUGAUGAACAACAGUACAUUGCGUUUAGUAAUUUUUGUUUGAAUAACUUGUUUGCCGAAUAUGUGUGCUUUCUUAAGUAUUUUUAUUUUGUUUCUCAAGUGUUUUCUUUGAUAUUUUGUACUGUUUAUUUAGUUUGGUUCUUCCAGACAGUGUGUUCAAUACAUCGAUUAACUUGUUUUAAAGUUAUUCUAGAUAGUAGGUCUAGUUUUGUUGAACGGACCUGCAAGGUUUACAAGUUGAUGCAAUAAAAGGGGAUAGUAAAAUA
Messenger RNA from Anneissia japonica, 3933 nucleotides. RefSeq names its product monocarboxylate transporter 13-like. Gene Ontology annotation, biological process: transmembrane transport. The transcript has 6 exons. The coding region runs from base 407 to 1972 and encodes 521 amino acids. The record is from RefSeq and is a predicted model, not a curated record. Gene Ontology annotation, molecular function: transmembrane transporter activity. Lineage: Eukaryota; Metazoa; Echinodermata; Crinoidea; Comatulida; Comatulidae.